Molecule: messenger RNA, 891 nt
Organism: Prunus armeniaca (apricot)
Lineage: Eukaryota; Viridiplantae; Streptophyta; Magnoliopsida; Rosales; Rosaceae
Source: the annotation of a GenBank genome assembly
AUGAGAACUGUGGCCUUAACGGUCAAGAGAUCUGAGACGAUAAAAGAUCUUAAAGCACUGUUAUGUGAGAAGUAUGGAUUUCCAGAAAAUCAUCAGGAGCUCUUCUUGGGUGGUGAUAUGCUCGUGGACUGCCAAAGUCUAGUUGACUGUGGAGUUCAGAGGGACUCCACUGUUCAUCUUGUUAUCCAGAAUACUGUCUGGAUCAAAUUAUUUGUCAAACUACCAUCAAGUCAGUGCACCAUUGAGAUUGAAGCAAAAGCUCAUGACACCAUCCGAAACAUCAAGGCCAUGAUUCAGGCCAAGAAGAUGAUUCCAUCGGAUCGGUUUACUCUUUUAUAUGGUGGAGAAUUACUUGAAGAGGACAGCACUCUGACCUCAUUAGGUAUCAAUAACAUGUCAACCCUGCAAAUGAUUUAUGCUCCUAAAGAUGUCCUUUCAGUAUCUGUGAAAUCACCAUCAGCAAAGACUGUUAAACUCAAGGUUAGAGCCUUGUUCACUGUCAAUGAUGUCAAAAACAUAGUUGGGAACACUUUAGGUGUCUCAGUCAGUUAUCAGAAUCUGAUCUAUGCCGGAAAUCAGCUUGAGGAUCUCAAGACAUUGGCUUUUUAUGACAUCAGGGAUGAAUACGUAUUGGAGAUGUCACCUCGUUUGUUUCAGAUAUUUGUUAAAGUUUUUGAUGGCAGAACCCUAACUAUUGAUGUGAAGCAGUCUGAUGUUGUUGAAGAUGUGAAGGUCAAGGUUUUUCGCAAGCUUGAAAUGUCUACGAAGCCUUAUUAUUAUUGUAGGCUUUUGUUUGGUGGGAAAUUUCUUGUUAAUGGUCGGGAUCUAGCAAGCUACAACAUACAGAAGGACUCCACCCUUAGUUUGGUUCUGUCAACAAACGUUGUCUAG